Leguminivora glycinivorella is the source of this 1699-nucleotide messenger RNA. It is a transcript of the gene ST5, whose product is annotated as facilitated trehalose transporter Tret1-like. The record is from RefSeq and is a predicted model, not a curated record. NCBI's taxonomy places the organism in Eukaryota, Metazoa, Arthropoda, Insecta, Lepidoptera, Tortricidae. Gene Ontology annotation, cellular component: membrane. Gene Ontology annotation, molecular function: sugar transmembrane transporter activity. Gene Ontology annotation, biological process: carbohydrate transport; transmembrane transport.
UCCUUUUCGCAUAUAAUGUGGAGCGACAAAUCGUCACUGCCUUCCUAUGGUUCCUUGGAAAACGACACCACUCCAUUCGUCUACAAUGGCACAACCACGCCCGUCAUCUCCAAAACCCCGCUACCUCAGAAGCCUAACAACAGCAAAGCUGGCAGAGGCAAGGCCCUCAGACAAAUACUAGCGUCCCUGGUGGCAAAUCUGGGAACUAUUAAUACUGGCAUGGCGUUUGGGUUCUCCGCUACAGUGCUGCCACAGUUGAAGAGCAAUGAAUCUAGUAUACAUAUCACAGAAACUGAAGCCAGUUGGAUUGCUAGUCUCAGCGCGGCUGGUACGCCCGUGGGCUGCCUUCUGAGCGGCUACCUGAUGGAUGUAAUCGGCCGCCGUCUGACACUCCUCAUCACUGAAGUGCCGCUCAUCCUAGGCUGGUUACUCAUCGCGUUUGCUUCCAACAUCCCCAUGAUAUAUAUCGGCAGGCUGAUGAUAGGCCUCGGGUCCGGGAUGGUGGGCGCCCCGGCACGGGUCUACACGUGCGAAGUCUCGCAGCCGCAUCUCCGAGGCAUGCUGGGGGCGCUGGCCUCUGUCGGGGUCUCCACGGGUGUCUUAAUAUCGUACGUGAUCGGCAGCAUGACGACGUGGAACAUCCUGGCCGGCGUGAGCGCCAUCGUGCCCAUGCUGUCACUCCUCGGCAUGCUGCUGCUACCAGAAACACCCAACUACCUGCUCUCUCACGGCAAGAGAGAUCGAGCUGAAAGUUCGCUUGUGAAGUUACGUGGGUCGACUUGUGACAUCGAUGAGGAGAUACAGAGGAUGAUCAUAUUCAAGAGAAGAACCAUGUUGAACCGUAAGUUGCGGGGUGUGAAAGAGUACAUCAAGGCGCUUCUGUCCCCAUCUGCCUUGAAGCCGUUCGCAAUCCUGGCCGUCUAUUUCUUCAUCUACCAGUGGUGCGGCGUCAACACCAUCACCUUCUUCGCCGUUGAAGUUUUUAGGGCGUCAGGCGCAAGUAAGGAGAAUCAGUAUUGGCUGACGAUAGCCAUGGGCGUAGUGCGGCUCAUAUUCACGGUGAUCGGCUGCAUACUGUGUCGGCACUGCGGACGGCGCCCGCUAACUUUCGUCUCAGCGGUGGGCUGCGGAUGUACGAUGAUCGUCCUAGCAGUCUACAUGUACUUCGUCGAGCAGUGGAAUCAAGCCGGCGUCCCACCGAUGUACGCCUGGGUCCCAGUGGCAGCCAUAUUUGUGUUCAUGAUAUCCUGUACCUUGGGAUAUCUCAUCGUGCCUUGGAUAAUGAUUGGAGAAGUGUAUCCCACGCAGGUGCGUGGAAUAGUGGGUGGCAUGACGACGACAGCGGCGCACUUGUCCGUGUUCUCAGUGGUCAAAACAUUCCCGUUCCUCAAGGACGCGCUCAACUACUAUGGAGCCUUUGCAGUCUACGGCGCCAUGUCUAUUGGCGGUAUCGCCUUCUUCUACAUCUUCCUCCCUGAAACGAAAGGGCGCACCCUUCAGGAAAUCGAAGACUACUUCUGCGGGAGAACUAAAACUCUCAAGCAACCAAACAAAACCGAUGGCGCGUGAUCAAUGAGUAGCGCGUGACAAAUAUCUUAUACAUAGGUAAAAUGCAUUUCGUACGGUUUUUAGAGUCUACUCGCAUACUAGUUUAUUAAUUGUGGCCUUAAGAAACCUACUAGUGCAACUAACGGUACAG